AUGUGGGAACAACGAGUACCAAAUGAUCUUAAAGAAUUACUGCAAGCAUUAAUUUGUAUACUAACUUGUUUAAAGCUAAACAUUAUUCAUUAUUAUGAAGAAUAUCAAAGAUUUAUUUUAAUCAACUUUGACUAUGCUGACUUUUUCCCUUCUGAUGAGCCUUUAGAAGAAUUUUCUGAAAGCGAUCAUGCUUCUGAAAUGCUAAAUAAAAAGCAUGAUUUUAAGGUUGAUAUAUGGGCAUUGGAAAUUUAA
Molecule: messenger RNA, 252 nt
Organism: Racocetra persica
Lineage: Eukaryota; Fungi; Glomeromycota; Glomeromycetes; Diversisporales; Gigasporaceae
Source: the annotation of a GenBank genome assembly